AUGAGGCGGGCGAGGUGGAUCAGCAAUCUCCGACUGAAAUCGGGUGGCGCGACCCGGGCUAGUGCUAAAGUUUGCAGCGAUCACUUUGUAACAGGGCGCCCAAGUGCCCCAACAGAUGUGAACUCCCCAGAUUGGGCACCCACUGUCAACCUUGGGUACAAACGAGGCCAUGCGGAACCACAUGACGCAACACAACAGAGUGAGGAAAGCGCACAGAGUCAUAACAACCUCUUUACUGCCGCUGAGCUGGAGACUGACACCUCUUCACCCAACUUGUAUGAUGAAAGUUCAUCAAUGCAUGAAGAGGAACGUUUCAAAGAUGCAGAAUGCCAGACCGAUCUGUCCAUGAUGGACAUCUCUAAACUGGAGGACACCAUGAGAGGAUAUACAUCAGAGAUCUGCAACCUCAGGGAGAAAAAGACUUGA
This is a messenger RNA of Knipowitschia caucasica, 426 nucleotides long. The record is from the annotation of a GenBank genome assembly. NCBI's taxonomy places the organism in Eukaryota, Metazoa, Chordata, Actinopteri, Gobiiformes, Gobiidae.